Messenger RNA from Aspergillus mulundensis, 1953 nucleotides. RefSeq names its product DNA-(apurinic or apyrimidinic site) lyase APN2. NCBI's taxonomy places the organism in Eukaryota, Fungi, Ascomycota, Eurotiomycetes, Eurotiales, Aspergillaceae. Gene Ontology annotation, biological process: base-excision repair. Gene Ontology annotation, molecular function: DNA-(apurinic or apyrimidinic site) endonuclease activity; phosphoric diester hydrolase activity; double-stranded DNA 3'-5' DNA exonuclease activity. The transcript has 4 exons. Gene Ontology annotation, cellular component: nucleus. The coding region runs from base 1 to 1953 and encodes 650 amino acids. The record is from RefSeq and is a predicted model, not a curated record.
AUGGAACGGUGGGUUAUCUCCGCUGCGACUGAGACAGCUGCACUGAUACUGAUUGUUUACUUAGUGAACGGCAUUAGGAAUCCAUUCUCGUAUGAGCCAUGGAGGAGCACGCGGACUUUUGAGUCCAUGUUCGACAUACUGGAAGCCGAUAUUGUAGUCUUCCAAGAAACCAAAAUCCAGCGAAAGGACCUUAGAGAUGACAUGGUCCUCGUACCCGGAUGGGAUUGCUACUUCAGUCUGCCCAGAGUCAAAAAAGGUCGGGCACAUCGAAUCGCUGCGUUACUCGGAGCUAACCAUUCGUCAGGCUACUCCGGUGUCGCCAUCUACACUCGUAACGCGACAUGCGCUCCCAUCCGUGCUGAGGAAGGUCUGACAGGAACCCUUUGUCCGCCAAACUCAUCAGUGCCAUUCAGAGAUUUACCCGAGGACCAGCAAAUUGGCGGCUAUCCAACGAUAGAGCAGCUAUCGCAACUCGAGCUGGAUGCAGAGACGCUUGAUUCUGAAGGAAGAUGCGUGAUACUCGAGUUCCCCGCCUUUGUUCUUAUAGGUCUCUAUUGUCCUGCGAAUAGAGACGAAAGCAGAGAUGCUUUCCGCCAAAACUUCCUAGACCUGAUGGAUACGCGCGUCCGAAACCUAGACGCCUUAGGGAAAAGGGUUUUCGUCACUGGCGACAUCAAUAUCUCAAGAGGGGAAGUUGACGCAGCACACGCAGCGGAAAACAUAAAGAAGGGAGCUAUCACGGAGGAUGACUUCGUCACUGCCCCAGCUCGGCGCUUGUUCAACCAUUUAUUGACGGAUGGAAAAGUGGUGGGUGACCGAGAUGAAGGGAGGGAACGACCUGCUCUUUUCGAUAUAUGCAGGUCAUUUCAUCCGGACCGCAAAGGCAUGUAUACUUGCUGGGAGCAGCGAAUCAAUGCCCGCCCUGGGAAUUAUGGCUCAAGGAUAGACUACGUCCUAUGCAGCCUGAACAUGAAAGAUUGGUUUUCUGACUCUAAUAUUCAGGAGGGACUCAUGGGGUCGGACCAUUGCCCAGUAUAUGCUGUAUUCAAGGACCGCGUACCUCUCGGCGAAGGCGACUCCCACAUACUUGAUAUUGUGAACCCUUCUGGAGUGUUCGAGAACGGCGAGCGCCAACAAAAUUAUACGACAAAGUUUCUUUUAACACUUUCGGGGCGAUUGAUACCGGAAUUUGACAGGCGGAGAAACAUCAAAGACAUGUUUAUGCGUAAGCCGAGUCAACCUUCGCAGAAACUGCCUUCUCUGCAGAAGCCAACCCCUUCUCCAUCGACUGAAGGCGCCAACAUGAUUUCGAAGACUACAGCCAGCCCCUCAUCGCCUUCGAAUGCCGAUACGCCUAUCAUCAUACCCAACGCGAGCCCUCAGAAAGGGACCGUUCGCAAACGACCCGUCAGACCAGAAGAUCCGCCGGUCAAACGUUCGAAAUCCGCGAGCAGCCAAACAGUUACUCCUACAGCUGGACAGAGUACUUUAAAGGGGUUCUUCAAGCCGAAAAUCACUCCUGGGGUCGAACCGAAAGACUCUGCCUUGUCGAAGAACGGAGAACCGGGACUCUCUGAACACUCUCUCCCCAGCCCUUCCCAGCCCUCCAGCCAACCAGGGUUAAUAAGCCAAACACCCGAAGCGGCACUCGAAUCUGAAGAAACAUCAACACCGACGACUACAGCGCUGCUCAAGGAUGAGACGAGCUUCAUUGAUCCGGUUGCCAGCAAAGAAGGCUGGUCGAAGCUACUUACCAAAAAGCCACCUCCCAAGUGCGGAGAGCAUGAUGAACAAUGCAUCAGUCUGAAAACUAAGAAGCCUGGUCCAAACUUUGGUCGGACAUUCUGGAUCUGUCCCAGACCUCUAGGCCCCAGUGGGAAUAAAGAGAGAGGGACAGAAUGGCGAUGCUCUACCUUCAUCUGGGCCAACGAUUGGGACUCAUCAACAAUGUAG